CCCUAGCCACCUUCUCCUCCCGGCUGAGAACCUGGAGAGGCCACGCCGGCGGUGAGGAUUUAUUUUGUCGUCCCCUUUGAGAAAUCGGGGGAAAUCUGGAUUCCCAGAUCCGAGGAGCUGCUGCUGAAGGGAUCUCCCGUUGUUGAACAGCUGCUGAAGCCGGCGCCGAACUGUGCUGCUGAAACUCUUGCUAAUACUACUACUGAAGCCGCUGUGUGGUUAGAGUUUCUGAUUUUCUUAUUUUUUUCGCUAACGCAUGGCUGGAACUCCAGAAGACCUGGGGAUACUCGGUUCUCAGAACGGAGAGCUGCAGCUGCAGCUGUUGCAGCCCUCAGAGACUUCGAGCCCAACUGCUGACAGAAUUGAACUCAAUGAAGUGCCCACAGAUGCCGAUGUAGUCGAGCUCCCAAUACACAACCUGGACAAAGUGGAGGAUGCUUGGGGGUUUUGCCUCAUAGCAUAUUUUCCAACAAGAAUAACAGGCAACGCAGUGGGUUUUAAGCUUUGUGAUUCCUCAACGGUAACUUGUUCUUAUUCAGUUCACUCCAGUGGCUGGAUAAUCUUCAAAUUCGACAAUGGAGAGGAUAGGGAUGAUGUGCUGAAUGCAGGGCCAUUCUUUGUGUCUGGCAAACCCUUGUUGCUGAAGAUCAUGCCAAAAUUUUUUAAAUUUGACGACCAUGAGAUUAAGUGUGUCCCGGUUUGGAUUAUGCUGCCAUGUUUACCUCUGGAAUGCUGGAAUGCCAUAUGCUUGAGCCGGAUUGUAUCCAAAGUAGGUAAACCAUUAUACACGGACACGAAGACCUGCACAAAAGAAAAUGUAGAUUUUGCUAGGGUACUCGUUGAAGUUGAUGCUUCAAAGGAACUAGUCCGGAAUGUUAAGAUCAGAUUACCAAAUGGAGAAUAUAAGCAAAGGGUGGUCUUUGAAUAUGAACCUAAAUUUUGUACAAAUUGUAAAAUGUUUGAGGACAAUGUUAGCAAUUGUUUGCAGCUGAAAGAGAGCAUUCCCACCACCCUCGGGAGUGACUCUAUACAGCAAAGAAUAAAGGAGGAAGAUGGGGAGUUGGGACCUAAUGUGAAACAAAUUGAUCUGUCAACAUCCCAGCUGAUGAAUGCCGCAAAGGAAAAAAAUAGGGAGGAGCGUAUAACAGCAACCAAUGUCGCAACAGGAACAAUAACAACCAGCAGAAUGGAUGAGCAAUUUCAGCAAACGCAGCAGUCAACCAGACAGAAAGCAGCUGAAAAGAAUAUAACGAGCUCGAAGGCUGUGAACUCAACUCAGAAUGAGCCAUUCACUUUCCUAGAACAUGAUGAACAGCUAGAUCAAGCAGCAGAUGUAGAAAGCAAGGUGCAAGCUAAAGGAAAAAUGGUAAAUCCACAAGGUCCAUCAAAGCAAAAGAGGUGGAGGGUGGUUCAGGCCCUUUCCACAUCUCCAAGAAGCUAGUCUGUUGGAAUAUAAGGGGCCUAAAUCUGCCCCUUAAAUAAAAUGGGGUGAGACACCUCAUUAAGGAGUACAAACUUAGUUGAGGGAAACUAGAACAAGUUAUGAAUAAUAAAUUCUUGGUCUGGAAUCAGAUAAACAACUUUCAGGAGGCUUCCAGAGGCGAGAGGAGGAAGGAUUUUGAUACUAUUGAACCUGACUAGAGUUUCAUUGGAAGUACAGGCCAUGGACCGAUAAGCUAUCCAUUGUAAGGCGAGCUGUAAGGUCUCUAUGGGAAAGACUCAGAACCAAGGGUGUCAGAUCAGAACAUCCAUGGAUUGUAGUGGAGAAUUUUAACAAUGUUACCACUCCAAAAGGAAAAAUUUAACCGUGCAAAUGUGAUAGCCUAUGAGAUCAGAGAUAUAAUAGAGUGCUUUCGCAUCUGUGGGAUACUUUCACACAUGGUCGAACAAAAUUUGGUGUAAAUUGGACGAAGUAUUGCUUAAGCAAGGAUGGUUGCCAGUGGACUACUGUGAACUUCACAGGCAAUUUUUUCUAUCUCUAAGGUGCUUAUUAGACCUCUCAUUUUGCUUGGUGUCACUUUUUCAGCUAAAGAAUCAAAGAAGACCCCCUUUAAAUUCUUGAAUAUGUGGAUAAAGCAUACAGAUUGUUCGACUGUGGUGCAAGAGGUGUGGAAUCAACACUGGAGUGGGACACGAGAAUUAUCUUUUGCAAGAAGCCGAAGUUUGAACCCUGAAGUCACUGAACAAAGAGCAUUAUGGUCAUACAUUAUCUGAGGGAGCUAAGCAAAUUAGGAGCUAAAGGAACUGCAGUCGCUAUGUGAUGACUAGCUUGGGAAUCCGAGGUCGCAGCAGGGUGUAGCUGAAUUGAGAAGGAAGGUAUACUCAGCAAAUCUGAAAAAUCAAAACAUUUCCUCUACUUCUAGUGUUUUGUUUCUUCUCCUUCUAUGUAAUAGUUCAAACAAAUAUCUUGGAGAAACUAUAUAGUUUUAGAGAGUACUGCUCUCAUCUUGACAGUUAAA
This is a messenger RNA of Zingiber officinale, 2459 nucleotides long. RefSeq lists its product as uncharacterized. Bases 257 to 1441 code for a protein of 394 amino acids. The transcript has 2 exons. Lineage: Eukaryota; Viridiplantae; Streptophyta; Magnoliopsida; Zingiberales; Zingiberaceae. The record is from RefSeq and is a predicted model, not a curated record.